GUCACCGAAGCCAGUUUGCAAUUCCAUGCUGAAUAUUCAUUUUAUAGAUUGAAACUUCACAAAAAGUGUGUAUUUUAGAAUAAAAAGCUAUAAAUUAGUUUAGGUGACCAUUUGGUGAAAAAAUCCGGUCAGAGAAACGAUAAGUCUGUUUUGAUAAAAUAUAUCAAUAACCCGGUGAGAUUUCGGACCGAAACUAUGGUCGUAGAGGCGGAACAGCAGCCCCGAAACAAUAAUCAGCCUAGGGCGCACAAGAUUCCAGUUCCAACCAAUUACCGGAGUGCGUCCAAAAUACUUCGGCAAGUUGUCGAAGAGCGUCAGAAUGUUAAGACCCUUGUCCUGCAGGACAAACACUUUCGUAAGGGUAAAGCACUGGCCAUGAUGGACUUGAUACUGGUCAACUUGAAACAGAUUGACGAUAUUUUGAAAAGGACCGGACUGUUGGAAAAGGAACCCCGCUUGAAUCCCUGGUUGGCCAAGGUUUUGGUUGCGGAAAUGAUUUUCGGGAGAGGGGAACUGAAUGGAGAAUCACUUCCGGUUCAGUGCGUCCUGCGUUAUAGAGAGGCACUGCAGGAAGCUUUGGGCCAGUCGGAAGUUGCUCCGGCCAAAUUGCUUGAUUUCAAAGAACCUCGUUACGUGCGCGUAAACACCAGCGUACUGGCCUUAGAGGGUGCUAUUCGACUGUUACAGGAAGAAGGUUGGUACCAGGUUGAGGAGGAAUUCGAAAAUUAUGGCUCUUUUUUGGAACGGGUUAAGACGCUGGGAGAUUCCGAAUUUUUGGUCGACUUUCACUUCAAGGAAGUUCUGGUUUUUCCGAACAGUGCCAAAAACUAUUGGGCUCGGGCCACGGAGCUGAAGCAGAAGUUUGUCCUUCAGAAUAAGGCCUGCGUACUACCGACUCAUUUAUUGAACCCGGCCAAGAAAAGCGUGGUGCUGGACAUGUGCGCUGCACCGGGGCUGAAAACUACCCAUCUGGCGAAUCUGAUGAAGAACAAGGGUCGCAUCUACGCAGUCGAAAGGGAUCCCAAACGAUACAAGCUGCUGUGCGACUAUGUGGCCAAUUUUGGAGCCAUCAAAGCCCUUAACGAAGACUGUCUGUUAAUAGGGGACGAGCAGGCGCCCGGCGUCGAAUACAUCCUGCUGGAUCCGAGCUGUUCCGGUUCCGGGAUGGUCAAUCGUCUGAAGUUGAACGAGGAAAUCGACAAACAACGGCUGUAUAAGCUAGGUGGGCUGCAGUACAAACUCCUCUGUCAUGCCAUGAAUUCAUUUCCCUCGGUCAAACGAAUCGUCUACUCAACCUGUUCGAUUUAUCCGGAAGAAAAUGAGGAAAUCGUUCAGGGUGCCUUGAAACACAAUGGGCACUUUAAACUAAUCGAUGCCCGGGAGCGAUUGGACAAGGAGUGGAUAAACUUUGGGUCUCCAGACUAUCAGGGUAUUGGCGAAAAAUGUCUGUACACUCGGCCGGAGAGUGAUCUCAUGAUUGGGAUGUUCGUGGCAGUUUUUGAACGCUGCGAAGAAGAUGAGUACAAUGAAAUUUAUUUGGCUCACGAGAAACAGAAAGAGAGCUACGAGAACCUCGCCAAAAUGGGUGGCUUUCAAAAGGAUAAAGGUAGAAAGAGGAAACGAAAGACGGAAGAAGUCAAUAGAGAGGAUGAUGAGGAACUGAAUGAAACAACUCCAGAAGUUUUUGAGGAAGAAAUGCCCAUCGAUGAACCGACUGAAAAACUGAAGAAGAAAAAGAAAUCCAAGGAAAUUGUUCACGAAAUGGAAGAACUCCAGCCGGAAGACCUGAAUAAGAUUCCAGAAAACGACGAACCGACGAAAAAGAAGAAGAAAAAGAAUUCCAAGGACAUUGAGGGAGAACCGAUAAAGGCACUGGUUGAGGAACCUAUGCCAGAUGGUGAACCAGUCAAAACGAAGAAGAAAAAGAAAUCAAAGGAGUCCGACGACCAGGUGGAAGAAGUCAUUCCACCCUCCCUGAUUGAGAAAGGAGACGAAUCUAAUCAACAGGAGAAGAAGAAGAAGAAGAAAAAGAAAGUCAAAUCUGAAGACGAGGACGGCGUCCUUCAGGAAGCCACCGAAUCGCAAACAGUUACAGUUGAACCGAGUUCGUCGGUUAAGAAAAAGAGGAAAUCGAAACAUGUUGAUUGACAUCGAUUUUUCUAACGAGCGAAUUUUGUUUAAGUUUACUUUGGGGGCAUAAACAUAACAAAUAUUAUUUUUUAAUAAAAAAAGAAUUACAGAA
Messenger RNA from Uranotaenia lowii, 2242 nucleotides. It is a transcript of the gene Nsun5, whose product is annotated as 28S rRNA (cytosine-C(5))-methyltransferase. Bases 196 to 2148 code for a protein of 650 amino acids. Lineage: Eukaryota; Metazoa; Arthropoda; Insecta; Diptera; Culicidae. The transcript is spliced from 4 exons. The record is from RefSeq and is a predicted model, not a curated record. Gene Ontology annotation, molecular function: methyltransferase activity. Gene Ontology annotation, biological process: rRNA base methylation. Gene Ontology annotation, cellular component: nucleolus.